AAGAGCGAGUCUACUAAUGUUUCAAGUUUCUGAAUACACAAGCAUAGUGUAAUGUAAAGAGAAACUUUGUCUGGGAGUCGAAAAAUUCGGAAUUGUCUUGAUUCUGAUUGGUCCAAGAAGCAUUAUUUUCUCAGUACCGGGAGACAACUCUCCAAUUUUGAAUUAUAGAGGAGCUGCAAGUGUGCAUACUUGGAGGGAGUUUCCUCAAGGACAAUUCCCUAAACCAAAGACAUCAUUUACUUACUGAGAGCUAUGCAUAUAACAUGGCUAUGUUUAGCUAGGUUUUCAUCACGUGUAUAAAUAUUAUGUCAUCUCACCAUUUUGAAUCCUUAACACACAUUGUUAUCCAUUCCCUUUCAAAAUUCUUUGGAGAGGCCCUAUGAUUCGAGAAUAACACAAGGAAUCCCCAAAGUGUUAGUGCACCUUUAAGAGCUAGUGGCUCCUAACUGCACUAAAGAUUUUUGAGAUCCCGGUACAGAGCUUUUAAAAGUACACCAAGCUCCUGCAUGUGCAUUAUUUUAUUUGUUCUCACAAUCUAAUGAGAUAAUACCAUUGUUCCGAUCUGACAGAAGAGGAAAUUAAGACUCGGGGAAAUUAAGUGUCUUUUCCCAUGGUCACAUUACUUGCAAGUGUAUCACAAGCGACAUUUGGAUCCAACUUUGCCCUGACUCCAAUUCCAUCAUCAUUUCCAGUAGAUCUCCUGGUUUCACUCUUUAACCUCUGGUAACUGAAUAGUAGGAGUGUGGCUAUCUGUUCCCUUUCUGUUCUCCAGCCAUCCACUCUAAAGGGUCAGCUAGUGCCAUCCCCUCUGGCACUCCCAGGCUCGGGGAAGAAUGCCCAAUGCUAAGGCUGCAAAGAGAGUCGCUUAUCCGCACAGCUUUAGAAGGGACCUUGGACUUUUCUGGGGCCAACGGAUUGGUCCUCGCCUAGCAGCUCUCCUAGAAAUGUACGCAGAUGUUCAAAUAUACUGGGCAAACUGCAUUUGGUUUAAAUAUUUCCGACUGCAAACUUGUCCUGUGGCAAUGGUGUAGGUCCCAAGUUGACUAGGAUCUGUACACUGCAAGCGGGAGAGCGGUUAAGGGUGUGUGGGUUGAGCAGACGAGUAUUUGUCCUUCUGCUUUUGCUGGCCACUUGGCUUAAGGGCUUUUCUCCGUGUCGUCCUCUUGUCCGUCUUAUUUUCUGUUCAUCUAUAUACAGUGUCUAUAUCUAGCAAACCCUCUUUUUUAUCCACCAUCUGUCUGACUCUACCUCUGUGUAACCUACUACAGUAUAUCUGUCGGUACUAGCUGUACACUUAUAUCAAUGAGAUGUCUCCCAGUUCGUCUGUCUGCUGGCGUCUGUCUAUCUCUUCACCUGUCUAUCUCUUAACUGCCUAUCACCGAUUGAUCUCCAUUUGUCUUCGACUCUUGGCAGGGACUGCAGAAAUUGGCCGCGACGACCAUAGGCGGAUUUUCAGACCUUGGGGUUCUGGGAGGGGUGGAUGUGAAAGCAGAGGCUUAUGAGGAAUCCCCUCUUCCUCGACUGGACUGUAGUCUGGACUCCAAAGAAUGAGUUUCCGUGGACUGGCUGAACUGGGCUGGUUCCUGCUACUCCAGGGCUGACUGUCUGACCUGGUAAACCUAAAGAAUAGUACGUACUGCCAAGGGUCGACUGGAACAGAGAGCAAAGAAGGCGUGUUAUGCUGGGAGCUGUGAAAAUGGAAGGGCACGAGCACUCAGACUGGAGCAGCUACUAUGGAGAACCCGAGGGCUACUCCUCGGUGAGCAAUAUGAAUGCGGGCCUGGGCAUGAACGGCAUGAACACUUACAUGAGUAUGUCGGCUGCCAUGGGCAGCAGCUCGGCCAACAUGAGUGCCAGCUCCAUGAAUAUGUCUUCUUAUGUGGGAACUGGCAUGAGUCCCUCCCUGGCAGGCAUGUCCCCAGGGGCUGGGGCCAUGGCAGGCAUGGGGGGCACAGCCGCCCCAGGGGUUACUGGUAUGGCUCCCCAUCUGAGCCCCAGCAUGAGUCCACUGGGGGGACAGGCCCCUGGGAGCAUGAACAGUCUGGCUCCCUAUGCCAACAUGAACUCUAUGAGUCCCAUGUAUGGGCAGGCCAGCCUCAACCGAUCCAGAGACCCCAAGACUUACCGGCGGAGUUACACACAUGCCAAGCCUCCCUAUUCCUACAUCUCCCUCAUCACUAUGGCCAUUCAGCAGAGUCCCAACAAGAUGCUGACACUUAGCGAGAUCUACCAGUGGAUCAUGGACUUGUUCCCCUUCUACCGACAGAACCAGCAGCGCUGGCAGAAUUCCAUUCGCCACUCACUCUCCUUCAAUGACUGUUUUCUGAAGGUGCCUCGCUCACCCGACAAGCCUGGCAAGGGCUCCUUUUGGACUUUGCACCCAGAUUCUGGUAACAUGUUUGAGAAUGGCUGCUACCUGCGUCGGCAGAAGCGCUUCAAGUGCGAGAAACAGUUGGCACUGAAGGAGGGAGGGGGAGGCCCAGGGGGUGGAGGCAAGAAGCCAGGUGGAGGAAGUGGUGGAGCUGGAGGGCAGCAAGCACCAUUAGGGGAGGGCAGUGGGGGUUUGCCCCCCACUAGUGGCUCUGACAGUUCUGCUGGCACAGAGUCCCCUCACUCCAGCGCCUCCCCCUGCCAAGAGCACAAACGAGGUGGUUUGGGGGAACUGAAGGGCACCCCCGCAGCCCUGAGUCCUCCUGAGCCUGCCCCAUCCCCAGUCCAGCAGGCACACCUGCUGGGUCCACCCCACCACCCAGGCCUGCCCCCAGAGGCACACUUGAAGCCGGAGCACCACUACGCCUUUAAUCACCCCUUCUCCAUUAACAAUCUCAUGUCAUCUGAGCAACAGCAUCACCACAGCCAUCAUCACCAUCACCACCACCACAAAAUGGACCUUAAGGCCUAUGAACAGGUGAUGCACUACUCUGGCUACAGCUCCCCCAUGCCUGGCAGCCUGGCCAUGGGCCCCAUUACGAACAAAGGGGGCUUAGAAUCCACACCCCUGACUGGAGACACAACUUACUAUCAAGGGGUAUAUUCUCGGCCCAUUAUGAACUCUUCCUAAGAGUUGGGGUUUGGGGGUGGGCAGAAGGACCUCUGCCUAUGGAGGUGGGAAAAGAAGAGAAGGGAUGACUAUGGACUUUUUGGUUGUUUUCUGAGAGGAGAAGGGUGGAGUGGGAGAAUCAAGGACAUGUUGUCCAUAUCUGCAGAGAACACCAGUUCCUGUCCCCUAGCUUUUGGCUCCCUGGCUCCCCAUUAUUGUGUAGGGAGGAAAAGGAAAAUGUUUUUAAAGUCUCCAGUUUUCCACUACUGUUUAGACGCCCCGUUUCUCCCAGCAUCGUUUGAAUUUUGAUUUUUGUUGUUGUUGCAGGGAAGUCUUACCUGUUUUUUCUUUGUGAGAGAGUGAUGAUAAAAAAAAAAAAAAAAAGCAAAAAAAAAAACUGAUUUUGGUGUAAAAACUUGUAGUUUUAACUAAGAACCAAAAGGUUGUGCCUGUUGUUUUGUUUAAAAAAAAAAAUAGAGGGAAAAAAAAGCAAAUAGAAAAAGUAAGGGUCUGUUGUUGUAAUUGACCCACCCCUCAUUCAUGUUCCUGGGAGAGUGAAAUACAGUACUUGGCUCUGAUUAAUUUAUGGUUUCUGUAUGCUUUAUUUAUGGCUUAUAAAUGUGUAUUCUGGUGGUAAAGAGCCAGAUUUUUCAUAAAUCUCUAUUAAAGUGUUAUUGCCAGUU
Molecule: messenger RNA, 3723 nt
Organism: Sarcophilus harrisii (Tasmanian devil)
Lineage: Eukaryota; Metazoa; Chordata; Mammalia; Dasyuromorphia; Dasyuridae
Gene: FOXA2
Product: forkhead box A2
Exons: 3
Coding region: 1679-3061 (460 amino acids)
Biological process (GO): cell differentiation; anatomical structure morphogenesis; regulation of transcription by RNA polymerase II
Molecular function (GO): protein domain specific binding; DNA-binding transcription factor activity, RNA polymerase II-specific; RNA polymerase II cis-regulatory region sequence-specific DNA binding
Source: RefSeq, a predicted model, not a curated record